Ixodes scapularis (black-legged tick) is the source of this 5238-nucleotide messenger RNA. RefSeq names its product DENN domain-containing protein 1A. Gene Ontology annotation, biological process: endocytosis; endocytic recycling. NCBI's taxonomy places the organism in Eukaryota, Metazoa, Arthropoda, Arachnida, Ixodida, Ixodidae. Gene Ontology annotation, molecular function: phosphatidylinositol phosphate binding; guanyl-nucleotide exchange factor activity. Gene Ontology annotation, cellular component: cytosol; intracellular membrane-bounded organelle. The transcript has 22 exons. The record is from RefSeq and is a predicted model, not a curated record. The coding region runs from base 152 to 2476 and encodes 774 amino acids.
AGGCAUCAGCUGGUGUUCACUGCCGUCAUGGCGGACGCUGCUGAGGAUUCGCAGCUUGGACUUCGAAACUCGCGAUGAAAUAACGCCCUUGGCCGCGCAACAUUAAGCUUGACAAUUUGGCUCGCUGCAUCCGAAGCAGCAGACGCGAAGGAUGGGCUCCAGAAUACGGGAAAGCCCAUCCACGAUAAUCGAGUGCUUCUGCGAAGUCGUGAUACCGAGCAGCGGCAACGAAAGUGCGUGGAUCCUGCAAAAGUUCCCAGAGAGCUACAGUAAUGAUGAGAUUCUGAAGUCUGUGCCGGAGUUUGCUUAUCCAUGCGAGUUUUCUAGCACUGCGGUUCAGCACUUCAGCUUUGUGUUGACGAGCAUCGACAGCAAGUGGACUUUUGGCUACUGUCGUCAUGCUCCCAACUCCCAGACUUGCUUUGUUCUCCUCAGCUACUUGCCCUGGCAUGAAACAUUCUACAAGGUGCUCAACCAAAUUGCCGAAUUGGCCAACAAAAAAGAUUCUAGUCUCCUGGGCCAGUUUUUAGAAUCUCUCUACAACUGCCAAGUGCCUGAACCUGGAUUUCAGCUCAGGGUUGCCUUUGGCUCAGACCAAAUACCGUUCCAGUGUGCUUGCUCGGAUCACACCAAGCUGCCAAGCAUUCCCGAGAAUCGAAACCUCACCGAGUACUUCAAUGCUGUUGAUGCCACCAACAUGAUCACCAUCUUUGCAAGCAUGCUUCAUGAGCGAAGAAUCCUGAUCACCUCCAAGCGCUUGAGCAGGCUCAGUGCUUGCGUCCAGGCUGCGAAUGCUCUUAUCUAUCCCAUGGAGUGGCAACACAUCUUCAUCCCGGUCCUUCCGAAUCAUCUCCUCGACUACCUGAGUGCUCCUAUGCCUUUCUUGAUUGGUGUGCCAACAACGACGCUUGCAAGAGUUUCUGGCAGUGAGCUGGGUGAGGUGGUGGUCUUGGAUGCAGACAACAACAAGAUCGACAGCCCUUUCAGGGACCUCGAAUCAAUACCCAGUGAAAUUGUGACGCCGCUGAAGCGCAGCCUGCGCAACCCAAGCCUGAUGCUGGGGGACGGCGUGUCCCAGGCAUUCCUGCGUGCCCUCGUGCGCCUCAUCGGGGGCUACCGGGAGGCCCUGUGCCUGCAGCUCGGCGAACGCAUCACCUUCGACCCCGAGCGCUUCCUCCAGUCCCGGCCACCCAACCUCAGGGCCUGCCUCGAGAAGAUGCUGCAGCUCCAGAUCUUCCACCAGUUUAUUGAAGGCAGACUCCAGAUACUGAAUGCCGGCAAGGUCAACAACGAUAUCUUUGAGCUGGAGGUGAACAUGUUCGACGACAGUUCCAACAAGCAGUUCAAGCAGCACUACAAGUACUGGCUCGCAAACAUGAAGAAAGAAGGUGGAGCUCUCCUCAAGACUAUGAAAAGCAAAGCAAAUCCCGCCGUUCGCAAUGCCUACAAAAACGUAAAGGACAAGGGCAAGAAAGCAUACAGCAACAUCCAGGGCAAGUUUGCAGGGAUGCAGAGGGGCACGCAAGACGACAUGGCAUUGUCGAAGAGGGACAUGAGCCAGCCUAGGAGCGCCCCGGCCAGUCCCACAAUGGACCGCAAGCGGCCCGUGACCUUUCAACCUUUGCCGCGGCUACAGAACGUCUCAAGUCUAGUGUCUCCCAGUAGGACCGCUUCUCUAGGCACAAGUUCCAUAAAGUCGCCGUCAAAAAGUGCCAUUGAAGUAGGAUUGGAUGUCGUGUCCGAGCUGAAUGAAGACACGGUGUCCUCUAGCUCCUUUCAACCCAUUGACAUGGACCUCAUGGGUGACCUGCAAGAGAUCUUCAGUCGCUGUUCUACCACUGAAGCACAGGGUCAAUCAAAUCACACAACCGGCUCUCCGGCACUGGUAGAACGACAGGCCUUCAGUGACCCUUCUCUCCACAAGGUCCCACUGGCACCUCCCCCACGGAGCUCACGGAGGACCGCGGCCCGGUCUCCGUCUUCGGAGGCCCCGCUCAUCCGCCUCGACUCACAAGAGGGAGAAACCAAGCAAGAACCCCAGCAGCAGCAGCAACUGCAACAGCAGCAGUUUUCGGAACAAAGAACUCGAACGGUGCAACAACUUGCGCAACAGUUCUCCCAACAAGUUCCGCCACAGUUUCCGAGACAUCCUCCACCACAGCUUCCACAACAUCCCCCGCCACAGAUUCCAUCACAGCUCCCACCGCAGCUUCCACAACAGCAGGCACAACCUCCGAACCGACUGCCGCUGGCUCCGAACCCAUUUGUGCACACGUACUGCACGCCGCCUUACUCUGGCCUCCAGCAGAGGUUUCAAGCAGUGCCGUACAUGGGAAACCCGCAUCCCGGCCUCUCGACCAAUCCGUUUGUGCGCCAACCCUGGACUUCACCCAUGGCUCCGCCCCCUAGGCCGCACGCCCCGCCCCCCGCGGUUCCGAGGCAGCAGGACCCGUUUGCGGACCUCAUCGACCUUUGACCGCUCCGGCUGCUAUUUAUCGUGCGUCGGUGCAGGUGUCGAGUCUGGCCUCUGCACAUAGCUGUGCUUGAGUGCUGAAAAGGUCAUAUUCUGUAAUGUGAUGCUAGGUGGAGAUGUCGAGUCUGGCCUCUGUACAUAGCUUUGCUUGGGUGCUGAAAAGGUUGUCAUAUUCUGUAAUGUGAUGCCAGGUGGAGAGGACAUCAGUCGUGUAAAUAAUUUCAGAUUUUCUAGGUCUAAUUUAGCAAUUGUAGAGUGCAGGCACUGGCAUGACCUUGGAAGAUUCUCGAGAAAGUCUUCUGUGUUUUGCUCCAUCUUUUCUGUAGUCCGGCAAAAAAUUUGUUGGUGGCAUCAGAUACAAUAUGCCAAUACUCCUUUGGAUUCCUUCCAGGACAUGGCAUGGCACUUGUUCUACCAACUGAACUGCUGUACCUUGAAAAACCACAAGACAAGAGUGAUAGAUUCAGUCUAGAGUGCCAAUCAAAAGGACGCAAAAUAAAGGAAUCUUUCCAAGGAAUGCCGAGGACAUGCCCGGACAUGACAUUGGACAUCUCCAGUACAUCAUGUUGUGUAGCUGGGACUCCAGCGUUGAUUAGCAUCCAGUUCACUCUAUUGAAGUCUAGGGAUGGCUUUGCAUUUGAGCCACUAAGCUCAAGUCUUUGUAACAGAGCGUACUAAUUAUUUUAUCUAAUGAUGCUGCGCUAGAACCCUGUUUUAGCUUUGCAGCUACCUACUAUAUACUCUACUUUUUUUGUGCUUUUAUCCAAAGUCGGUUACUGCAACUCAGUUCUUAUGGAGUCUUUCUCGUUUCAUUGUUUCGUAUUUAUGGUACAUCUGGGGCAAUGUGAAUGAAGUCUGUUUGUUAGAGGAACGGUUUUAAGUCCAGACACCUCUGUGUGCUGCAACUCGGUCCUCAGUUGUCUAGCCUUCAUCCGGUUUACGUUAUUCAGCAGUCUGAGAUAUUGUGUUAGCCCUUGGUUACUCGAGAGAAAUGAGAAAGGGCCUAGAAAGGUAUAUAUUUUUGUAAACUGCAAGAUGACACUGUUACUUUUGCUGUCACUUCGAUAGGUUGUUUUUGUACUUUUGUACACUUGGUGCAGAUUAGGACAGCGUGCUCAUGGAAGACAUUCCAGAAGCUUGCCUGCAACUGUUGCAGUAAGAUGAAGGCAUCCAAGCGUGACUAGCACUGUGCACCAAUUCUGCUUUGCUAACAACCUUGCUUUGAUCUUCCUUCUAUGGCACUUCUGGUUAUUGGUCUAACAAUUUUUAUAUAGUGCAGUCCCAGUGUUAAAACCCUUUUUGUUUGUUUUAAAUAUACCCUUUUUUUGUUGGUUUUAAACACGUAGUGCGGACAAAUGUUUCUUUAAAAAAAAACAAGGAUGACAACAGAGGUGGGCCUGUCAGUACCACGCGUGUAGAGGAAUUAUACUGGCAACUUCAUUCGUUCAGUGCUCGCACUUGUUGCGACAGUUGGGCCAAUUGGGAAACUGGCAUUUUGUAUCAAACGGUCGAAGUACGAAGGCUAUGAAGAUAGAAGCCCAAGCUAUGCAUCGGUCUGUAGACAAACAGAAAUAUUGCCUAGUAGCACUUUGUUUGUUGCAAUGUCUACAAUAUAAAAGGCACUUUGAUGCGACAAUUUAUUUGGCCCAGAUUUAAGACUAAAUAAAUGCGGAGUGCAAAUUCGUCCGCUCCUUUUGCCAGGGUUGUGGUGACGUCAAAACGCCAAGCUCUGAUUGAAGGAUAGUGGGUAGACCUCAAAGCAAGCUGCCUUGAGGUCUGCCCACUAUCCUUCAGUCGGGGCCAAUCAGAGCUCAACGUUCUAAUGUCACCAUAACCCCUCCAAAGGCAGCAGACAAACAUGCGCUCUGCAUAAGACUAGGGCCACUGAUUGUUCCCAGAGCAUUCAAGCUUUUUACAUUAAAAGCAAAAAAAAGUACUAAAGGGUUGCAAAAAAAGAAAAUGAAAGAGUACUCAUGCAGACAAAAGUCUGAAUCAAGCACUUGGUAGUGCUGCAACAGUUGUGGUGCUCCCAAACAAAAAGCUUGCAUUUGCACUCUAGAAGUUAUGAAUCAACACCAUUGGAUUUAUGGCAUAAUUAUGUGCCAUUGAAAGAUAACCCACUAUGCAGGAACAUCUUAAUCCAUCAAGUGUCACUUGCGAGGACACCAAACAUUAAUCUAGCUUGUGCAAUACGGUGGCUUGCCCCAAUUGAGUAGUACCAUGAAGCAAGUCUACAAGCUUCAUAACCCAUUCCUUGCCAAAGACCUCGACUGCAAGUUCUGGCUUUGGGUGUGACCCAAUAGGCUUAUGGGGGUUUCCAUUUCAAUUUUCACUUUUCUGGGACGUCGCAUAUAUAAAAGAAGGUCAUGUGUGUCUAUCCAUGUGUUGCGUAUAUUGGUGCAAAUUUGACGUACCCUUGUGAAGUUUGGUCUUGGAGACAGUUGCCUUUUGACUGCGAUUUGGACGCCUCCCUUUUUAACUUUUCAGUCACAGGGCUGUGCCAAGAAAUUAGAAUGUGCCAAUAGACGUUGCGGAGGAUUUGCACCCCAGUGCUCUUGGGUAGUGUGUCACUGCAGCAGACUCUACCACGACUGCAGUUCUCAAUCAAAGUGAAUUUAAGGUAUAUGCUUUGCCAGCUCAUCCAUUUAACAGUGCAUCUACAAAAGCGUCCCAGUCUGUCGUACAUGUAGUACUGUGAUUGCGUGUGUGAUACAGUGAACCUUUGGUGCAAUGGAAAUAAAGUUUGCAUCACUUCACCUUACAAA